ACUUUUCCUCCUAAAUUCUAUCAACUGCUCAAAUUAACUAUCAAUACUUUUUUUUUAACUAAAUUUCUUUGAUCAACUCGAAAAUUCUUGUAUUAGAAGAAAUCAAUUACAUGGUGAACCAGAUUGACGAUAAUGCCCCAUUCCUUGCCUGCUAAGUAGCCCCGCUUCGUUAAACUCAAUUGAUCAUCAAUUUCCAUUUUCCCACUUUUCCGAUUCUCUAUCACUGAUUAGUCUAUUGGGGGAAUGGAUUUUGAUAGUGUUUACAAGUCUCUGAAGGAACUCUUUCCGGAGGUUGACCAUCGGAUACUAAGGGCUGUAGCCCUUGAAAAUCCUAAGGAUGUUCAUCUAGCUGUUAAUGAUAUUCUCACCGAGGUUAUCCCUCGGUGUCAUCCAGAAUUUAAAUCACCCCUGCAAGAUCAUUGUGUGGAGUUUGCAUCUAAAAUAGAAGAAGGUACUGUUGGUGAUGAAGCAUGUAAUGGUACUUCCUACAAGAGUUGCGUGGCACAUCUAGAUGGAACAUUGAAUCAAUCUGUCUCUGUAAAUAGUUAUGUCGCUAGUGAUGAUUGUGAACGACAUGAGAAUACUGAAACUACAAGCCUCUCUGUACCAGCCAACAUACAAGAAGACCGCAGUGAAGUAGAAAUGAAUCGUGUAGCACCUGAAAAAUCAAAUGGUUUGAUUCAAGAAGAUAGUGGACAUAAUGAUCAUGAACAAAGUCCUCAAAUUACCAAAACCUGGACCCAGGUUACUGAGGAUAUCAAACAGAAUAAGACAUUGCUUGAUGGAGUCCAUCAUUCUCUUAACGUUUGUGAUUUGGACUCCUUACUUGUGCAGGAAUUACUCCAUGAUGAUCGACCCAUCCCUGUGGAUGAGAAUUCUGAUAGUCAGACUGCCAAUCCAUCUUUUGAAAAUCAUUCAGAAUCUGACUACAAGAAAUCAAAUGCAAAUGGCACUUCAAAUCCUGAGCCCAAGCAAGAGAGUUCUACCGGUGAAAUGACUACCAUUGAAGAUAGGUUGAUGGGGCCUUCCAUACUCACUCGGUCAGGCCAACCAUGUAGUAUUGAUCAUCUUGACGAGAUCAUUGAGAAUGCUAAAAGCAACAAGAUAACAUUAUUCUCAGCAAUGCAAUCAGUUACCAAUAAGAUGAAGGAAUUGGAAGAUAUGGAGAAGUAUUUUGAAAAAGUCAAAGAAGACACUGCCAAUUCAGAGUCAGAAAUUCUGGCCAAAGUAGAGGAAAUGAAACAGACAGUAGCACGUACUAAGGAAGCAAAUGAUAUGCAUGCUGGAGAAGUUUAUGGAGAGAAGGCGAUUUUAGCGACGGAAACAAGAGAACUCCAAUCUCGUCUCCUCAGCUUGUCGGAUGAAAGAGACAGUUCUCUAUCAAUUCUUGAUGAGAUGCAUACCACUCUUAAAUCUAGAAUGGCUUCAUUAGAAGCUACGCUGAAAGCAUUAGAGGAAGAGAAGUUGGCUAAGGAAGAACAUGCACGAAAGGCUCUUGCUGAGCAGGAGGCCCUCAUGGAGAAGGUAGUCCAGGAAUCAAAGAUACUACAACAUGAAGCAAAUGAGAAUGCCAAGUUGCGGGAGUUCCUAAUCGAACGUGGGCAAUUAGUUGACGUGUUGCAGGGAGAAAUUUCUGUUAUUUGUCAAGACGUGAGGCAUCUGAAAGAGAAGUUUGACUUGGAAGUGCCACUAAGCAAAUCUCUUUCCUCUAGUCAAACAAGCUUCAUUCUAGCUUCAUCAGGUUCAUCUCUAAAAACCGCAACUAGCGAUUUGACUCAUUUUUCCUCCAUACUAAUGGACACAGUAGCUCAUCUGGAUGCCGAGAAAGGCACAUCAUUAAAUCUUGGAAAGGAAGGAAACCAAGCAUCCUCGGUCAGUAGCUCUAGCUUGUCGUCAAACAAUCUUAAAGAAGAAGGAUCAGAAAGAAACCAUUUCAAAUCAUCAUUUUCAGAUGACGGGUGGGAUGUAUUUGACAAAGAUGCUGAGUUCUCUGAGGCUUCAUAUUUUGUGGAUGCAAAAGAAAGCUUGAAGGAGUUUUGAGGAGAGCCCAGAAUUGAAGAUUUAUUAGGUUGGCCCUAUACUUUCUGCUUCAGUUUUAUGUAGAUUUGGGUAGUUAGGGCCAAAUCAACUUCAAUCUCUUGUACAUAUAGAUGGAUUUGGAACUUUCUGAAUGGGUUCAGAUAUUUCUCAUGUUGGUUUUGGUUCAGUAUGCAAUACAAUGGAUUGGAUAUUAGAUGUUCUUUUGUGAUCAUAAAUGUAACACUUUGGAUUGUUCUGUCCUGACAUUUUGUUCAAUUUCAGCUACCUUAUUGAGUUGGGACUGA
Cucumis melo (muskmelon) is the source of this 2324-nucleotide messenger RNA. RefSeq lists its product as uncharacterized. Gene Ontology annotation, molecular function: ubiquitin binding. The record is from RefSeq and is a predicted model, not a curated record. The transcript is spliced from 9 exons. Bases 244 to 2040 code for a protein of 598 amino acids. Lineage: Eukaryota; Viridiplantae; Streptophyta; Magnoliopsida; Cucurbitales; Cucurbitaceae.